This is a messenger RNA of Seminavis robusta, 2067 nucleotides long. The record is from the annotation of a GenBank genome assembly. NCBI's taxonomy places the organism in Eukaryota, Bacillariophyta, Bacillariophyceae, Naviculales, Naviculaceae.
AAAGAUGUUAAGGAUUCGAUUGGGGAAUCCAAUCAAAUCUCUUUUUGACAGUUGAGGGCAUCAGCCUCCGGCUGCUUGUUCUCCUCCAACAGGUUGGAUCGCUAAACACUCACAAAAUAAGAGCCUUUCGGCAUACCGGUAGCUGAACUCCAUGUCUCCAAACAAGCUUCAGCCGGUAUCAUGUCGAGUCCCUGCACUGUUGGUCUCCACGGUGAUUGCUCUGGUGUUUGCGCUUCGCAACUUCAGCAGUGCCUACAACAUUACAGUUGUUGUUGAUGCCCAACGAAAUCUACAACAUAAAGAAGAAGAAAGUGAACCAAGCAAACUGCAACAACCAGUGGCCAGCUGUGUGUGGGACCCCAAGAGCCAAGGCAGUUGCACUGGCGCCUUUUUCAAACUUCUCCACCAAAAUGGAGAUCCAAUAGAUGGAUCUGCAGCUGUCCCUCGCAGGUGGCUCUUCUUUGGAGAUUCCACCAUGCGGAGACUCUUUGCAAAGUCAAGAGUAUUGGUUGACCACUUUGUAAAUAAACCCGCGAAAUAUAUUUCCAACCCUUGCUGGGCCCAGUUUCAAUGCAAGAUGCAUGAACACAGGAGAUGCGAAUUGGCACAGUUCUUUCAACAACAGCCAGCAUCCCACUGGAUUCCUCCCAAUGCUUCUCUGGGAGAGGGGCCUAUUGAAUUUGGAGCCGAGAAUCCAUUCUGCCAGGACUGCUCGGGUUGCAACUCUAUCUAUACCAUCUGCAAGCCAAAGAGGACGAAGAUCGCCAACCCAGCUUGUGACACCUCCAAGCUGACCUAUGGUGGUUACUUUUCAAUAGAGUUUGCCAGAGAUGUGGAACUUCAAACCACCGAAUUCCAAACCACCCAAGAAAAUGUUGCCCAGUUCAUACACAAUCAUUUCAAUCAGCACCAGAAACUCCAAACUGACUUUGGUGGCAAACCCAUCUGUGUGGUGUCAGCAGGGUUUCAUGACAUGGCCAUUGAAAAUAUGACCACAUCCACAUAUGUCACCACUGUGAGCUGGUACUUACAGUUGUUGCAACAGCAAUGCGACAGCAUUGUGUGGCUUCAGAAUACUGCCCCCCAACGCCGUAAUAGUACAGAUCCAUUUGUCUCAUUUGCUAAACAGCACUGGGUCAGUGUUGAGGCAUGGAACAGAGCAGUUCAUCAACAUCUCAAGGAAACUUCAGAGCUGGAUACCAGCAGGAUUCUAGUCAUGGAUGUUUUUGAAUCUUCGAAAGCAUGGCCAUUUGCGAGCGAAGAAGACAACAUCCACAAGUGCAAUGUCUGGUACAGAAUGCUGGCAUCACUCUUCAAAGUUAUGGCUCAAGUGACAGCAGCGCAAGGCAGCAAUACUCUGCGAGCCACUCAAACAACGAUGACGUCGACGACGACAUGAUCUCAGGGCUGGCUAGCCAUUGCAUGCAUCCGCGGCGACCAUCCUCGGGGAAGCGUCUUCUGCUUCACCCCUGGAGGGAUUCGUAAUAGUACUGCCAACGUCCGGUUGGUGAGCGAGUUUCAAGAAGCAAACAACUCUGUGUUUCGGCGGCAGCAUUUGAGGCAACGGGUCCAGCGCUCAAAUCAGCGCCGAAAUAAAUCCAUAUCAACACUUCUCUCGAUGUUGAGGAAAACAAAGUGACAAUCUCCCUCAUGCUUCCAUCAAUGCUUAGGUACGAGUUUCUUGGGGAUAGCGCCAUGGUAAUAUCCAACGGUGAAACACACGAUGCCUACUAGCUAGUGUUGGGUCGUUGAAUUCCCUGCUAAACUCAGCAACUACCAGGUACCAGGUGUGUUGAAGUACCCAAUGAAUACCUUUACCAUUUGAAGUACUGGUAACAUUCCAUGCAAUCCACUUUUCAAUCUCAACAGCAAAAACGAAUCCCUGUAUUCUUCGUAAUCUUAGUAGUCCCCGUCAUCUUGAUCAUCGUCUUAGUCAUCGUAGUAAACAGCUCUUCGGUUGUCAUAAUGAUUCCUUGUAUCCGACAGCAUCCUUAAUGGUUGGAUGCUUGUAGUAGUUGUGCAUCGGCCCUAGUUCGCCUGAUGCCUCGCGGAUUCCGUAGUCUAGCC